Molecule: messenger RNA, 636 nt
Organism: Penicillium lagena
Lineage: Eukaryota; Fungi; Ascomycota; Eurotiomycetes; Eurotiales; Aspergillaceae
Product: SDR family NAD(P)-dependent oxidoreductase
Exons: 2
Coding region: 1-636 (211 amino acids)
Molecular function (GO): oxidoreductase activity, acting on the CH-OH group of donors, NAD or NADP as acceptor
Source: RefSeq, a predicted model, not a curated record
AUGGCAUCGGAAGAUGGCCCUAAACUUGUUAUUGAAACUGCUAGGGGAGCGUUUAGCCCCAAUUUCCAAGUUGAUAUCAUUGUCAACAACGCUGGCUUCGGCGCGAAUUUUUCCCUUGAAGAAUGUACGGCGGAUAACUUCGCGCAUAUGUAUAACCUAAACACCCGCGGUCCUUUGUUUCUGGUGAAGGCUGCCCUCCCUUAUCUGCCUCACGACCGCAGCGGAAGGGUCAUCAACAUCUCCAGUGUGGCGAGUAGUUUGGGCGCCCCUGGUCACUCCAUUUAUGGCGGCACAAAGGCGGCUCUGGAGAGCAUGACAAGAACGUGGUCUAGGGAGCUGGCGGAGAGAGCUACAGUUAAUUCUAUCAAUCCGGGUCCUGUAGCGACAGACCUUUGGGACGCUGCAUCGCCAGAGUUGAAAGCGAACAUCUCCACUCUAAAUAUGAUGACCCCUUUGGCGGCGGUGAGGAAGGGAAUCGAUAGGGCAGACGUGGUAGAAGAAGCCCAAUCACAGGGAGGUCGAUCGGCAUAUGCCAAUGAAAUUGCCGCGCUAGUUGCCCUUCUGUGCAGUCCUGACUCUGCCUGGUCCACCGGGAGUGUUCUCUGCGCAAACGGUGGGAUGAGAUUUAGCUACUAG